Messenger RNA from Mytilinidion resinicola, 417 nucleotides. RefSeq lists its product as uncharacterized. Lineage: Eukaryota; Fungi; Ascomycota; Dothideomycetes; Mytilinidiales; Mytilinidiaceae. The transcript has a single exon. The record is from RefSeq and is a predicted model, not a curated record. Bases 1 to 417 code for a protein of 138 amino acids.
AUGGCGCCAUAUACGCGUUCCGGUAUCAAGUACUGCCUCAACAAUCCGCUCGCCACCCUUUCCAAACAGCCUGUCGAAAUCCUGGAGCUUAUCAACGACAAUCUCGAAGACCUCCGCGACAUUCAAAAUGUCCGCCUAGUCUGCCGCAGCCUUGAGGCGGCCGCCUGGCGCGCUUUCGGAUACCGCGUUACUCCCGGCCCCUUUCGCCUCGUUGGUUGCAGUCUCGAACGCCUCAAGAGCAUUUCCGAGAACAACGCUGCAGCGGAGAAUAUCCGGAGUCUCACCUUCGGCACGGAGAAGCUGCACAACGAAGGGGUAGAUGCUCUUAGUGACUGGGUCGACGAAGCCGCAACCAAGGGAGGGAAAGAUCGUCGCCGUCCUACGCUGAACGCCUACAAGAAGAUGUUUACCGACUAG